This is a messenger RNA of Trichosurus vulpecula (common brushtail), 1263 nucleotides long. It is a transcript of the gene AVPR1B, whose product is annotated as arginine vasopressin receptor 1B. The record is from RefSeq and is a predicted model, not a curated record. Bases 1 to 1263 code for a protein of 420 amino acids. The transcript is spliced from 2 exons. Gene Ontology annotation, cellular component: membrane. Lineage: Eukaryota; Metazoa; Chordata; Mammalia; Diprotodontia; Phalangeridae. Gene Ontology annotation, molecular function: peptide binding; vasopressin receptor activity. Gene Ontology annotation, biological process: G protein-coupled receptor signaling pathway; positive regulation of vasoconstriction; regulation of systemic arterial blood pressure by vasopressin.
AUGGAUAACUCUCCUCUCUGGAUGGUCAACACCACCCCAUGGAGCUCCCCCUUACCCACAAAUACCACUACACCCUGGCUGGGUCGGGAUGAGGAGCUGGCCAAAGUGGAGAUUGCCGUGCUUGCUACCAUCCUGGUGCUGGCCACUGGGGGCAAUUCAGUGGUGCUCCUGGCCCUGGGCUGGCCAGGCCGCAAGCGUUCCCGGAUGCACCUAUUUGUGAUGCACUUAGCCGUGACUGAUCUGGGUGUGGCACUCUUCCAAGUGUUGCCCCAACUGCUGUGGGACAUCACCUACCGUUUCCAAGGGUCUGACCUCCUCUGCCGGGUGGUCAAGUACCUACAGGCCCUGAGCAUGUUUGCCUCCACCUACAUGCUGCUGGUCAUGACCUUGGACAGAUACCUAGCUGUCUGCCACCCACUUCGGACCCUCCACCAGCCCAGCAAAUCUGCCUACCCUCUCAUUAUUGCCACCUGGCUACUUGCCGCUGGCCUCAGCCUCCCCCAGGUUUUCAUCUUCUCACUAAGAGAGGUGAGCCAAGGUACUGGGGUGCUAGACUGCUGGGCUGAUUUCCACUUCUCCUGGGGACUUCAGGCCUAUAUCACAUGGACCACGCUAGCCAUCUUUGUCCUUCCUGUGGUUGUACUCAUAGCCUGUUACAGCCUCAUCUGCUAUGAGAUCUGCAAAAACCUGAAGGGCAAGAUUCAAGCUUGGGGACUGGGAGGAAGAAGCCGAGGGGCCGUACAGGGAGGGGGUACUUCAUUCCAGGCUCUAACCGGGGCCAACCGGGGCUUGCCAUCUCGAGUCAGCAGCAUCAGCACCAUCUCUCGAGCAAAGAUCCGAACUGUGAAGAUGACCUUUGUCAUUGUGUUGGCUUACAUUGCCUGCUGGGCGCCUUUCUUCAGUGUCCAGAUGUGGUCAGUGUGGGAUGAGAAUGCUCCUGAUGAAGACUCCACCAAUGUGGCUUUCACCAUCACCAUGCUGCUGGGCAACCUCAGCAGCUGCUGCAACCCCUGGAUCUACAUGUGUUUUAGCAGCUACCUGCUGCCAGCCCCAAUGCGUGACCUCUCCUGCUGCGGGCGGUCCCGGAAGAGCCUGAAGAGACAGCUCUCCAACGGCAGCCUCUCCAGCCGUCGGACCACCCUCCUCACCCGGGUCAGCCACCCUCCCCACCUCAGCCUCAGUGGGAGCCCCCGGCCAGAGGAAAACCUGAAGGAUUCCUUUGCACCCAACGAGGAUGCCAUCACUGAGACCAGAGCCCUCUAG